UUUGAAAUAUAUGAAUGGUGAUCAAAACAAACAGCAUUUAUCAAGAAUUGCUUCAACUGUCAGAGAAUUACUUGGCUUCCCGUGCUCGUUGUCUUUGAAAGUGAAACCUAUGCGUCUCAGAAGUGCUCUUUCCUCAAGUUUGUUAAGCCCUGUAAAAGAAAAAAAAUCAAAGAAAGAAAAGGAUUUAGUACUACCUAUUACUGUCACUAAUAUAGAACCGUUGACAGAUAUUUGGAAAUGUUAGGAGACGAACAGAGAAGCAGUAAUAUGGAAAAGAUAUCCGCUACAUUGUCACAAAUAUUUGGAGAUGCAAUUCGUCUUGAAACAUAUGUGGAGAAUGAUCAGUUAGAGAGUAUUAUAUAUGAAAGAGGUUACAUUGAAAGCCAACCUGACAAAGCAACUGAUGAUCAAUCACCUGACAAAGAACACAUAAAGAAAAUUCAGAGAACGUUAGGUUCGACUGAUUUUGAUGAAGGUAUUGAAUACAAAAUGGACAACAAUCCUGCAAGGAGAUCGUCAGAGAGCUCUGAAGAAGAAGAUACGUUUGUAUUGGCACCUGAGCCACCCGAUGAACCUGAUGAUGUGUGGGACGAUGCACCAUUAUACCCAAAUGUAGAACAUCACCAAGAAAAAACUUUGAAAUCAGAAGUAUCUAGUGAACGUAACAGAGAACCGCCACAUACAAAAGCGUUUCACGAAGAAGCGAAAGGUAAAAUACCACGGCAACAGUUGCGAGAAGAAGAUUUGCCUGUCGGUAGAACAGUUUUGGAAACAGAUGUCGAUACACAGCAACAGAAAUGGAUCCAACAGGCAAUAAAGUCGACGGAUGUUGAUAAAUGGAAACUAGAGGCACACGUGAACUCAGACGAGGUUAAAAUUACGUUCCAUGUUCUGAUACCAAGUAAUGUUGAUUUCCAAACAGAUACAGAUAAAGUGGUCUUAUGCAUAUGGGAAAGAGAUGAUAGUCAACAUCAUUUUAUAGAAGUUGAGAUGGAAUUUGUUUGUUAUCGGCAAGACGGGAGGAAUGCUGCGCAGCUGACUGGUUACAUUAUACUGAAAAAGGACAAAAAAGCACUUAGUUCUUUACGUUAUAACUACUAUAUUGAAAGAAGCGGAGUAAGUCUUGAAACAAAUAUCCCAAGACAGUCAACUUGGGAACAUCGCUUCUUUGAUUCAAAGUUAAACAAAAGGAAACUGCAUUGUACCGCUUUAAAGAACAACCAAGGUCCAAACCAAAAUCCUCUAGUAAACUGGGGGAAAAAAACGACACAUAUGAGCGAUUGCUUAAGACUUUGCAUAGAAAAAGGAUAUAAAAUCAAUGACAAGGGGGUGAAAAAAACUCUUUGGGGACUGUAUACAGAUGUUCUACACAAUCUCGUAGAUAUUGAUGAAGACUUAAGUAUCCAGAGAAAAAUAUCUGUUUGCUUGCUGAUGCUCAAUGUUCGUCAUUUUGUUGGCUACAAAUCAGGUGACCCUGCAAACGAGCUCUUGUGCAAAGGUUUUCGGAUGACAGUAUGCACGAAAAAUAGAUCAACGGUUGAAUGGGACUACUUGCAACAUAUAUUUUUCGUUCAGGAUAGGAUGAGUAUUAAAAUGAAACUGAUUGAGUUAGCAAAGGAUAUCUGUUCUGAUGUUUCAAUCGGGAAAAAUCCCUCUUGGAUGUAUUUGCUGCCAGUUCUUCAUUUUCUUAACGGAUUUUGUAGACCUUUCCAAGAGAUUCCCUUGGCAUUUGACCACCAAGCUAAAAUACCAAAAUGGUGGGGAAUUGACAGCGAAAUAGAACACAUAACGGACAUCUUCAAAAAGACACAUUAUCAUUGGUGCAUAUCAUUGCGGCAUGUUAUAGAAAAGUUGAAAUACAUGUUUGAAGUAGACAUUUAUCUGCCGAGGACAAUGAUGGCAAGCCUUCGCAUAGAAGAACUUAAAGAUGCUUUGGAUUAUGACAUUUUUCCGUAUGAAAUUGGUUGUGCCUCAAUUUACUUCUUCCUGAGGACAUUACGAGUAUAUGACGUUUCCGAGAAGGCUCUGCAGAAAUGCACGGAAACUCUUCAACGACAUAUGUUGACCGCAAAGAAUGACAGGUUUGGGCCGAGGCGCGUUUUGAUUGGUCUAAGAACGUCUUGCGAUUUAUACAGCGAAUCACUUUGUCGGUUGAAUUCUGAACUCACGUUGAAUACGGUGGUCAUAUUCUUUUCUUUUGUGGCACGGUUUGACAUUUUACAGCUUAAAUCUUCGAAAUUGGCAGAAGAAUUAUCAAAAGUUUCAUUAAAUUUGAAUGUUGUCAGUGCAAAAACAUUUGAAUGGAUAAACAAAAUUCAACGCAAACAUCUGACCAUGUUCAAUCUUCUUCAGAUCUGGGAUCAACUUCUACGGCUAAGAGGACUUCCACACACUUUUCAUAUUGAAGAGUGGAUGCAGAUUGUAAUUACAGAAUUAAGAGAGAGGAUUCAUACGACUUUAGUGAAAGACUUCAGAGGUCAGUUCAAACCUCGUCUAGUUGAAGCCUACAUUGCUGGAAUUGAUACAUACAGCAAAGAGCUUCAAGAUCUUCUGUCAUCCUUUAUUCUCAUGGCAUUAGCAGAACAACAUAAUGAAAACACUGCAGUUUAUCUGAAACUAUAUGACACGGUAUCAAAACGGUUUCUGACGGAAUGGAACGGAAAACUAAACGACAAUAAAAGCAUGAAUCUGGAAACAAUAGUGACAUGGACAGCUCUGCCCAAGUUGAUUAAAGUACUUUGCCAUGAGAGCACAUCAAAUGAUCAGAAUAAGGAAUGCCAGGAAAUCAUAAACUUGGUAAAAGCUUUGGUGGAGGACUUUGUUUGUGUGAUACUAGAUGGGAAAAUAUGCGUCAAACUUCUGCAGCUCAUGGAGAAUCAGAAGGAUGUAUUGUUUCCACUUUGUGAUGUUCUGAAAUUUAACACUGAACUAAUCAGAGUUGCACUUUUAAAAAGGAGAGAAGAGUUGAAUGUUUUCUACAGAACAAGGGCGACACUCGAAGCUCUUAAAUUAUUCUGUGAUGGCGUUGAUGAAGUGCAAGUCGACAUGGAAGAUGUUGAAGAUCUUCUUCAGAAAAAUGUUGAAGAAAGCGCUUUGAACGAAUUAGUGAUAGUGCAAAAGCUGACAGAAAAGUCAGAAGAAAUGACACACAUUAUUCAAAUCAAUGCCAAAAGCUUAAACGAAGAUGUAAUAAAUAUGAUAACUUGUCUUGAGGAAUUGAAGAAGAGUGGUUGUUUCACUGCGGAAUGGAAGCGUGUGAUUCUGGAUUUAAAAAUACAUACUUCCCUCAGCCUCAAUGAUCUAUAUGAACAUGUGUAUUUACCGUCGAUUGAGAGUUUGAAAGAAAAGGCGAAACAAAUUUCAUCGGGUGAAAUAGCCUACGUUGACAUGGAAGACUUUGUCGGAAGAAUUUGCGGGUUGAAUUACGACACAAUUUUGUUUGAGCUUAAAACUGUUUGUCCGGAUAUAUCUCCAAAAGUUCUGAGUGAACGCGUUGAACAGUUUAAACAAUGUAGACAGAUCAGAUUAGCUACUCAAGUGGCAUCAGCCUUUUUUAAAGUCAAAGACGUCUAUGGACUUUCUGGAAACUUUAGUGCUGUCGAUCAUUUGAAAAACUACGACAUCACAACUUUAACUCUGAGUUCAAAAAAAGAAGACAUACUGAUAAGCAGUCGAGAUUUAAAUCAUGUAACAAAAGAGGGGGCGGCAUGUGUAGAAGCUUUUGCAAAUUGUGCUGAUCUUAUAUCAUGGCUACGUGACAUUAUUAAAGGUGGCAUAAAAGAGGUGAACGUGUUUGUAGACUUGGGAAUGACAUCUGCUGGGGAUGACAUCGAGAAAAUUAGCAGAGUUCAAAGCCUGCAUGUUGCAGUAAAUGGAUAUGCAACUCUCAUUUUUGAACUGGAAGAAACAAGUGGUUUUAAAGAAGUACUCAAAGCAUGUGAUUCUGUUUUUGGGGAGUUACAAAACACACCAAAAUUACCGGAAAAGCUUGAAUAUGCGCAACGUUAUCUCCACUGGUUCAAGGAAAUAAAACAAGCACAUGGUUCAGUGGAAGUAACGUCGUUUAUGCAAGCAGAGAAUAUAAAUGAAUGUGGCAUUUAUCAGAUUGGUACAAAAGUUUGGAAGACAUUUGGAGGACAGGGCAGUCAAUUUUCACUUGCAGAGUUUUCGGAUAUCAACAAAGUCUUAAAACUAACAUUAAGUAUAGAAGGAAAUGAAGGAAGCAACCCUGAAUACACAUAUGACAAACUACAAGAUCUUCAAAGUAGAUUAAUGUUAGUUGCAGGUGAAGCAGAAAAGAGCAAGAUAAGCGUAGAGCGCUUUAACCAGAUCUUGGAGGGUGUCGUCAGACUAUGUAACAUUUACAUCAAACUUGUCAAGUCAGGGUGUAUGUUUUUCCAAAAUUUUGCAAUUGAACUUGUAUGUGAUACAAAUCCAAACCGACCAAUUGCUGCUAGCCUGUAUCUCGCAAACCAAGAAUCGAUUCUACAGCAACAGUGUACAAAGGGGUCAAACAUAAGCUUGCUAUACGCCGAGUUUUAUGAGAAUAUCCCAUUCCUUACUCUAGUUAUCCUCCAAAAACCGUAUUUCUGCUUUAAGAAACAGUGA
Messenger RNA from Ruditapes philippinarum (Manila clam), 4608 nucleotides. Its product is annotated as E3 ubiquitin-protein ligase rnf213-alpha-like. The record is from RefSeq and is a predicted model, not a curated record. The coding region runs from base 238 to 4608 and encodes 1456 amino acids. Lineage: Eukaryota; Metazoa; Mollusca; Bivalvia; Venerida; Veneridae. Gene Ontology annotation, molecular function: ubiquitin-protein transferase activity; ATP hydrolysis activity. The transcript has 26 exons.